CUUUAUCAAGAAAAAUUCGAUUUAUUUCUGCGCAAUCAGUUCUGUCAGACUGGUUACACGUAUACAGACUACUGCGUCAAGUCAGUUGCAAACGUGGCGGCGCUGUUGUAGGAAAUUUGAUUUUUUAGGUUAUCCUGUAAUUGUCACAUCAGUUCUAUAAAAAAAAUGCGGUGGAUUGUUACUUUGUGUAUUUUAUUAAUAGGUUACAAUAAUCUUGCUACGGCAUAUUUUGUAACAAUAGACGCUCACGCAGAAGAAUGUUUCUUCGAAAAGGUCGAAUAUGGUACCAAGAUGGGACUAACUUUUGAAGUGGAUGAAGGUGGUUUCCUAGAUAUUGACUUAAGUAUUGUUGGUCCUGAUGGGAAAGUAAUUCAUCAGGGUGAUCAGGAACGAGGUGGGAAGUAUACCUUUGCUGCACAUACCCCUGGUGUGUACACAUAUUGCUUUGGCAAUCAAAAAAGUACAAUGACUGUGAAAGUCGUAAUGUUCAAUAUCGAUAUCGAAGAAAAUUCUAAGGAAGGAGGAGAUAAAAAUACAGCAGUAGAAGGUCACGAUGGUGAUGCAUCGAAUCAUGGCAAGCUAGAUGAUAUGAUCAAGGAACUGACCAACAGUCUUCGUGGAGUUAAAAAUGAACAAGAGUACAUGCAGAUGCGGGAUAGAAAUCAUCGUGCUAUCAAUGAAAACACAAACUUCCGUGUAGUUGUGUGGUCGUUUUUUGAGGCCUCUGUUCUGGUCUGUAUGACUUUGGGUCAAAUCUAUUAUCUCACACGAUUUUUCGAAGUCAGAAGAGUUGUCUAGUGUUCAUACUAUGAAUCUUUAUAUUUAUAUCAUUCAUAUAGUAAAUAAAAAAAAAUAUUCAAAUCUUG
Messenger RNA from Cephus cinctus (wheat stem sawfly), 866 nucleotides. RefSeq names its product transmembrane emp24 domain-containing protein 2. The record is from RefSeq and is a predicted model, not a curated record. The coding region runs from base 166 to 798 and encodes 210 amino acids. Gene Ontology annotation, biological process: Golgi organization; intracellular protein transport; endoplasmic reticulum to Golgi vesicle-mediated transport. The transcript is spliced from 3 exons. Gene Ontology annotation, cellular component: endoplasmic reticulum-Golgi intermediate compartment; Golgi apparatus; endoplasmic reticulum. Lineage: Eukaryota; Metazoa; Arthropoda; Insecta; Hymenoptera; Cephidae.